Molecule: messenger RNA, 1309 nt
Organism: Hevea brasiliensis (rubber tree)
Lineage: Eukaryota; Viridiplantae; Streptophyta; Magnoliopsida; Malpighiales; Euphorbiaceae
Product: membrin-11
Exons: 4
Coding region: 261-947 (228 amino acids)
Biological process (GO): vesicle-mediated transport; vesicle fusion
Cellular component (GO): SNARE complex; endoplasmic reticulum membrane; late endosome membrane
Molecular function (GO): SNARE binding; SNAP receptor activity
Source: RefSeq, a predicted model, not a curated record
UUCUCCUAAUUUUAUUCUCCAUCGGAAAACACCGCCCCCCUUCGGUUUUUUCGCUUCCUAAAUUCCCCAAAGAAAGUUAAAAAAAAAAAAAAAAAAAAAAUCCAAACCCUUCUAACCAAAUUCCAAAAGCCGACGCCAUGGGCAUGUGAAAUUGCAUGCCUUUUUCUCUCAUCUCUGAAACUCUCUAAAAACCGAGUCUAAAAGGGCACCAAAAAGGCCAAAACUCGCUCUAGAUUUCACUUUCUGUAUAACUUUAACGAAUGGCGAUGGCUGUUGAAGGAGGAGGGACGCUAUCCGAGAUUUUUCAGACUGCGAAGAAGCUCCUGCUCAGGGCUCGGGAUGGAGUCGAGAGGCUGGAGCGUCUCGAGAGUUCUACAUCUAGUGGAGGUCUCGACUCCCCUGAGCUCUCCUUCACCGUUAAAAAGGACAUCUCUCAGAUCCAGUCCCUUUGUGCUGAAAUGGAUCGUCUCUGGCGCUUAAUCGCCGCUAAACCCCAGCGUGAUCUCUGGAAAAGAAAGGUAGAACAAGUAGCAGAAGAAGCUGAAUCAUUGAAACAAAGUCUGGAUAGAUACUUCUCAAGGAAUCAAAAGCGGAUGAGGGAAGCUCAGGAGAGGGCAGAAUUGCUUGGAAGAGCUAAUGGUGAAUCAGCUCAUGUUUUAAGAAUAUUUGAUGAGGAAGCACAAGCAAUGCAGUCGGUUCAAAAUUCAAAAAGGAUGUUGCAAGAAUCUUUAUCAACAGGAUCAGCCAUCCUUUCCAAAUAUUCAGAGCAAAGGGAACGCUUGAAGAAUGCACAACGCAAAGCUCUGGAUGUUCUUAACACGGUGGGGCUCUCCAACUCUGUAUUGAGACUCAUUGAGAGGCGGAAUCGUGUUGAUAGAUGGAUCAAAUAUGUGGGAAUGCUCAUAACACUUGCCAUCAUGUAUUUUCUCGUUUCUUGGAAUCGCUGAAGUGCUCUUCAUGUUUUUAAUGGGCAUAGCACUUUUACAUGGCAAAAGAAAUGAAUUUGUACAAGGCGUCCUGAAAAGAUGAGAUCAUAUUGGAAUGAGUGUACAAAGAAAGGGUAUUGCACUUUUCCAUAUUCCUGUUUCAUGACUUCUAUUGUUUGAUUGUAUGAAAAUUCAAUGGAGGAAAUAUACAACGCAAGGGAGUGGAAAUGAGACUAUUUGUUGCUAUUGCUGCCAAGCGAAAAGGUUAUGUGGGUCAGUGACAUUAAAUUGAGUGGCUGCUUAUGGGGAGUGAUUUAUUAUUUUACAUUGAUCUGUUGUGACAAAAUAUAAUUCAGUAACCAAUUUAGUAAGUAUUGAUGUAA